Messenger RNA from Oncorhynchus kisutch (coho salmon), 2915 nucleotides. RefSeq names its product protein orai-2-like. Lineage: Eukaryota; Metazoa; Chordata; Actinopteri; Salmoniformes; Salmonidae. Gene Ontology annotation, molecular function: store-operated calcium channel activity. The coding region runs from base 396 to 1226 and encodes 276 amino acids. The record is from RefSeq and is a predicted model, not a curated record. Gene Ontology annotation, cellular component: membrane. Gene Ontology annotation, biological process: store-operated calcium entry. The transcript has 3 exons.
GGUGGGGAAACAUCAACUGGGAGGUGUGAUCAUUGUCAGCAGGAAAUGGAGACAGAACGUGUUCCACUAUUUCAGUGCCAGAAAUAUGAAAGGGAGAGAUUGUUAUUAGAUUUGAGGAGUAAUGGGGUUGAAGAGCCCAGAUUAAGUGAACCGCUGGGGAAAUCUUCAAAUGGAUGUAAGAUUUAAUGAUGUAUUUCGUUUCCGUGGGGUGACGAGAAUAUUGUGUAUAAUUUUUUUUUUAGACCUCCCCGGUCUCUGGUCCACCCUCCAAUACAGCUGGUGUCGGUAAUGCACCUUAGUUGGUUGCCAACCGCCAUAAAACAUCCAUAGAGGAAGUUUUCGUAUUCUGCCCUGGAUCACGUGACCAGAAUGCUCCGGACUAAAAUAACAUUGCCAUGAGCAGUGAGCUGAACGUGCCCAUGGGCUCCCCGGCCCCGGGGGGCUCAGAGCAGAUGCCAGAGGGUGGAGGGAUGGACUACAGGGACUGGGUGCGCCGCAGCUACCUGGAGCUGGUCACCUCCAAUCACCACUCUGUACAGGCCCUGUCUUGGAGGAAGCUCUACCUGAGCCGGGCCAAGCUGAAAGCCUCCAGCCGCACCUCUGCCCUGCUCUCAGGCUUUGCUAUGGUGGCCAUGGUGGAGGUCCAGCUGGAGAUGCAGUACAACUACCCGCGCAUGCUCCUCAUCGCCUUUAGUGUGUGCACCACGGUGCUGGUGGCUGUACACUUAUUUGCGUUGCUCAUCAGCACCUGCAUCCUUCCGCACGUGGAGGCGGUCAGCAACAUCCACAACCUCAACUCGGUCAGUGAGUCACCUCACGAGCGCAUGCACCACUACAUUGAGUUGGCCUGGGGCUUCUCCACCGCCCUGGGCAUCCUGCUCUUCCUGGCUGAGGUGGUGCUGCUCUGCUGGAUCAAGUUCCUGCCCGUGGACUCUGGUGCUGCCAACCAGGUGGCUGUGGCGGCCGCCGAACUGGCACUAUCUAAGGUGAACUGUAGUGGCCCCGCUGUGCCGUCAGCCGCUCCGCCAGGGCACAGCGGCUGGCAGGCGGCCUUGGCCUCCACCAUCAUCAUGGUGCCGGUGGGGGUGAUCUUUGUGGUAUUCACCAUCCACUUCUACCGCUCUCUGGUGAGCCACAAGACAGAGCGCCACCACCAGGAGAUCGAGGAACUGCACAAGAUUAAGGUGCAGCUGGAUGGGUGUGAGAGAGGCCUACAGGCAGUGUGAGCUCUUUAGCUGCUCUUCUGUCCACUCUCAAUGGUAUUGAGAAGCACCACAAUUCCACUGAAUAAGUGGGAGGAUUAAGGAUUUCUCCCACGCUACUAAUUUAUUGAGGUCAAAGGUUAGUGUUUGUUUUGGAAAAUAGUAUCUUGUCUCUGAGAGAAGUAGGAUCUGCUGUAUUGAGGCAAAUUAAAAGAUGACUUAUAUUCUAAUGUCUUGAGGGCUAUUUUGUUAGUUGUUCAUUUGUGCCAUCUCUCCACAAUUCAUAAAGGAAGUGGUGAAAAUCGAAAUAAGAUGUCAAACUUCACUGCGUGCUUGUUCUCAGAAGGCAGUGUUAUUGUGGUCAUGCCAGGCUAUGAUUUACAUAUAUCAUGGCAGUAAGCAGACAGAAGCUGGUGGAAAAAAACACUCCAUUGACUUUUUGAAGUUGUUCAUGUUGCACCAAACAGUGUAAUGUUUUUCAGUAGGUGACAGGAAUAGGAGCACACACAAAUGCUGUGUGUAGACAUGCUUUGGGGGGUAUGUUAAUUUAAUCUGCAUUAUAAUCCAUAUUUUAUAUAGAACUCCCUCCCAAGCCUAUAAACUGUCCUUUAGUUCAUAGGCUACUCUGGUGUCAAAGAUAGUGAAAAGCUACGGUGCCUCGACGUUAAGACUUGUAGUCUCCUCAUAUUAGUGAAGGACUGCUUAUUUAUUUUAAGUUACUGUUAAUUAUUGUUAAAAUAAGAGCUACUACUUGCUCACACAGCAAAUUAAUAUUGAAGUUACAAUGUAUAUGCUCACCAAAGUAUAGUUUAGUGAACUUGCAUUGGCUUAUAUAACGAAACAGUAUAAACAUUGACAAAUAAUAGAAUGACUACAUGAAAUUCAUAUCCACUGUUAUGCAUUAUAUUUCUUUAUGACAAAACAUGUUUUAUGUGCCAAAAAUGGUGAGGUAAUUCCUCCUGUUCUAUUCAAAACAACAUUGACAUGUUAAUACUUGUCUGAACAUGUUUACAAUAGUAUUAUUGCAGCAAAGAGGAUGCUUACUGAGUGAUAAGUAACCAGUGUCAAAUGUCAUUUGCACCAUUACUUCUUAUGGAAGUGUGUCGGCUAUGAUUAAAAUGAAGAGGGUUACUGAAUAUAUCACUGAUGCAAUGAACCAGCCACGAUGAUCAUAACUCGAUGCUUAUUGAAUACUUUAAUUCUUAACGCUUUAUUGGUGUGUUUGAGUGGUGAGCUAUGAAUGAGGAAUGUAAAUACAGUCAAUGGUGCCAGUUCUCUUGAAUAAAUAUUUUUUUCUCUGCUUUUAAAAAAAAAAGUAAACAUUCCAAACAAAGAUUGUUCUGACCAAGAAUCUCCUUUCAAUGUGGUGGAAAAAGACAAAAGUGCACUUGUCGUUUAGUUCGAAAGUUAGUGUUAAUACUAGAAUGUCACAUUGUUUUCUUCUUCAGGUCAUAAUUAAUUGUUGUAAAUGUCCCCUCUGAAAAAAGUUUAUUUGACCAAACAAAACGAUUAUAUGUUGAUGGGAAAACAAUGCUGUCAAUUUGUUAAAACCUGACUUAUUUUGGAUUUAACAACAUGGGGUAUUGUGGUACAUUUACUGCUUUCUGUGCACCAUGUAGUCUAUUAAAGGUUCUGUAGAAUAGCAUGUCUUUUCAUAUCUUGUUAAUGAAUGUUAAAUAAAGACUCGUCUUAUUUUGUUAUUUCCAUGCCCUA